AUGACAGCCGUCCUUUCUCAGAACCCAUGGGGCGCCUUCGACUUCCCCCGUGCAAUUUCGGUUCGCUGGCCCAUGGAUGACAGCGCUCAUGUGCAGUCGAUCCGGGAGGGAUUUCGAAUCAAUUGGAUGAACAUGCGCGAUGCCCUUACUGGACAAGUUCUGUGGGAGAGUGGCGAGUGGGAUUGUGGUCUCGACGAGUUGGAGGCUCAAGUUCCUCGAGAAAUUCUCAGCUGCAGACAGGUAUCCCGCGAGCUCAACUUUUCCUCCGUUGAAGUUAUGACGAGCUUAAGACUGGUGCAGUCGGUCAUUUUCAAAGGCGAGCCGUUGGAGGAGUGGAACUUCCAUUUUGGUUUCGUCAUACCAAACUCGACGAACACCUGGCAACAAACGAUAGAGGCUGCCGAAGAGGAGGAGAUGCUUCCUGCAGAGCUGUUGUCGGGAAAUGUGAUCAUAGAGACAACAUUUCUGGAUGGCGAUUGUCCCAUCAUGACUCAAAGGGUGCGCAUCUGGUAUGUGUGA
This is a messenger RNA of Symbiodinium natans, 519 nucleotides long. NCBI's taxonomy places the organism in Eukaryota, Dinophyceae, Suessiales, Symbiodiniaceae. The record is from the annotation of a GenBank genome assembly.